This is a messenger RNA of Papaver somniferum (opium poppy), 706 nucleotides long. RefSeq lists its product as uncharacterized. The record is from RefSeq and is a predicted model, not a curated record. Bases 165 to 440 code for a protein of 91 amino acids. NCBI's taxonomy places the organism in Eukaryota, Viridiplantae, Streptophyta, Magnoliopsida, Ranunculales, Papaveraceae. The transcript is spliced from 4 exons.
UACAUACGGUAUUCAGGUCGUGUUUGGUUUCUGUUUUUGACAUAAAAAAGAAAACCAGCGAAAAGACUUUUGUUGCUUCUUUUCUUUCUGUUUCGAAAAAUUCCAAGUAUCCAAUCCACGAAAUAUUCAACUCAGUUAAGAUCAGAAGAACAACACCAGCGAAAAUGGUUUGUGUAUUUUGUUUAAUACCACUUUUUCUCAUUCCAAUCGUUAACCUCUUACCAAUACUAUUUGAUGUUUUGAUGGCAAGAAUUUAUAGGCUUUUAGGUUGGGAAUACAGGAAACCAGAAAGAGUUCCACCUGCUUGUCCUUACAAGCCUUCAGCAGCACAGAAAGAUGCGAUAGUAGGGGAGGACGUAAAGCUCAUGCACGAAAAAAUGGGAGUAGCCACUGAUAUCCCAGCAACAGCGCCGCCGGUGGAUAGUGGCAAACAAGACUGAAAGUGAAACUAAACUUGGUAAUUUAUAUUUUUAUCACUGUAUUCUUGUAAUAUCUCUGUUUAGUGUUUGGGGUUGAUCUAAGAAACUAAGGGUUGUGCUGUUAACAAAGCUUAGAAAAAUAAACUUAUUUCCAACUAUUAUUGUCAAAGAUGUUUGGUUUCUCUUUCCUACACCUUUAGUGUCAUGUAAUAUCUAAUAAUACUUUUCACAAACCCAUGUUGAUUCAUGUAAUUAGUGAAGCUCUUACAUUGAUCGUGCCUAAAAAA